Lampris incognitus (smalleye Pacific opah) is the source of this 594-nucleotide messenger RNA. RefSeq names its product small nuclear ribonucleoprotein polypeptide F (gene snrpf). Gene Ontology annotation, molecular function: RNA binding. The coding region runs from base 112 to 372 and encodes 86 amino acids. The record is from RefSeq and is a predicted model, not a curated record. Gene Ontology annotation, biological process: spliceosomal snRNP assembly; mRNA splicing, via spliceosome. Gene Ontology annotation, cellular component: U1 snRNP; catalytic step 2 spliceosome. The transcript has 4 exons. Lineage: Eukaryota; Metazoa; Chordata; Actinopteri; Lampriformes; Lampridae.
GUUACACUUCCGGCUCGGCGGCAAAGCGUGCGUUCCGCAAACGAAAUUGUGUCGGAAAAAGUAGUCGGCGUCAAAUUGAAAAUUGUUUAAGGAUUACAAAGUUGAAACGAUAUGAGUUUACCUCUUAAUCCAAAGCCGUUCCUUAACGGCCUGACAGGCAAGCCAGUGAUGGUGAAGCUGAAGUGGGGAAUGGAGUACAAGGGCUACCUGGUGUCUGUGGAUGGCUACAUGAACAUGCAGUUGGCGAACACAGAAGAGUAUGUGGAUGGAGCGUUAGCGGGCCAUCUUGGUGAAGUACUAAUCAGGUGCAAUAAUGUCCUGUACAUCAGAGGUGUAGAAGAAGAGGAAGAAGAUGGAGAAAUGAGAGAAUGAUGACAUGAUGGUCAGGAGGGAAGGCUGCCUGACCCCUUGUAUAAUUACGUGUAUUGCUUAGUUGAAUUAUUUGUCUUUUUUUGUGUGUCCACCAUGUGAGGUAAGUGGAGACCUUGAGUUAGGUUCAUCUUCAAUAAUUUUUUGAAAAAGUUGUUCUUUUCUACUAUAUGUGAGACCAAUGUUGUUAUGAUAUUGUAACGGACACAAUAAAGUUGAUUAUUU